Acanthosepion pharaonis is the source of this 1422-nucleotide messenger RNA. The record is from the annotation of a GenBank genome assembly. NCBI's taxonomy places the organism in Eukaryota, Metazoa, Mollusca, Cephalopoda, Sepiida, Sepiidae.
AUGAGCUCUAUUGAUGAGAAGCCUCUUUCAUGGUUCAUCAGACUGAUUCAUGAUACUUGCAUUCAUUUGAAUAAAUCUAUGUUGCUCCUCUGCUUAUUCCAAUUUAAUUCUACAAUGAGCUCUAUUGAUGAGAAGCCUCUUUCAUGGUUCAUCAGACUGAUUCAUGAUACUUGCAUUCAUUUGAAUAAAUCUAUGUUGCUCCUCUGCUUAUUCCACUCUAAUUCUACAAUGAGCUCUAUUGAUGAGAAGCCUCUUUCAUGGUUCAUCAGACUGAUUCAUGAUACUUGCAUUCAUUUGAAUAAAUCUAUGUUGCUCCUCUGCUUAUUCCACUCUAAUUCUACAAUGAGCUCUAUUGAUGAGAAGCCUCUUUCAUGGUUCAUCAGACUGAUUCAUGAUACUUGCAUUCAUUUGAAUAAAUCUAUGUUGCUCCUCUGCUUAUUCCACUCUAAUUCUACAAUGAGCUCUAUUGAUGAGAAGCCUCUUUCAUGGUUCAUCAGACUGAUUCAUGAUACUUGCAUUCAUUUGAAUAAAUCUAUGUUGCUCCUCUGCUUAUUCCACUCUAAUUCUACAAUGAGCUCUAUUGAUGAGAAGCCUCUUUCAUGGUUCAUCAGACUGAUUCAUGAUACUUGCAUUCAUUUGAAUAAAUCUAUGUUGCUCCUCUGCUUAUUCCACUCUAAUUCUACAAUGAGCUCUAUUGAUGAGAAGCCUCUUUCAUGGUUCAUCAGACUGAUUCAUGAUACUUGCAUUCAUUUGAAUAAAUCUAUGUUGCUCCUCUGCUUAUUCCACUCUAAUUCUACAAUGAGCUCUAUUGAUGAGAAGCCUCUUUCAUGGUUCAUCAGACUGAUUCAUGAUACUUGCAUUCAUUUGAAUAAAUCUAUGUUGCUCCUCUGCUUAUUCCACUCUAAUUCUACAAUGAGCUCUAUUGAUGAGAAGCCUCUUUCAUGGUUCAUCAGACUGAUUCAUGAUACUUGCAUUCAUUUGAAUAAAUCUAUGUUGCUCCUCUGCUUAUUCCACUCUAAUUCUACAAUGAGCUCUAUUGAUGAGAAGCCUCUUUCAUGGUUCAUCAGACUGAUUCAUGAUACUUGCAUUCAUUUGAAUAAAUCUAUGUUGCUCCUCUGCUUAUUCCACUCUAAUUCUACAAUGAGCUCUAUUGAUGAGAAGCCUCUUUCAUGGUUCAUCAGACUGAUUCAUGAUACUUGCAUUCAUUUGAAUAAAUCUAUGUUGCUCCUCUGCUUAUUCCACUCUAAUUCUACAAUGAGCUCUAUUGAUGAGAAGCCUCUUUCAUGGUUCAUCAGACUGAUUCAUGAUACUUGCAUUCAUUUGAAUAAAUCUAUGUUGCUCCUCUGCUUAUUCCACUCUAAUUCUACAAUGAGCUCUAUUGAUGAGAAGCCUCUUUCAUGGUUCAUGGAUUCAUCAGACUGA